UGGAGGCCGCGGCUGGACGCUCGGGGAGCUCCGGGGCGCCUGGGAGCCUGUUCUCCUCGAGGUGGGCACGCUCGUCCCCCACCCCAUCCCGGCCUGGUGCCCUCCGGGCCGGAGGCCUGCGGACAAGGUGCUGACUAGCGGCCCCAGGCCUCUGCUCCCUGCGCUGAGGUCCCGCCAUGGCCCAGCAGAGAGCCCUGCCGCAGAGCAAGGAGACGCUGCUGCAGUCUUACAACAAGCGGCUCAAGGACGACAUCAAGUCCAUCAUGGACAACUUCACGGAGAUCAUCAAGACCGCCAAGAUUGAGGAUGAGACGCAGGUGUCCAGGGCCACUCAGGGCGAGCAGGACAAUUAUGAGAUGCACGUGCGAGCAGCGAACAUCGUCCGAGCCGGUGAGUCCCUGAUGAAGCUGGUGUCUGACCUCAAGCAAUUCCUCAUCCUGAAUGACUUUCCGUCGGUGAACGAGGCCAUCGACCAGCGUAACCAGCAGCUCCGAGCACUGCAGGAGGAGUGUGACCGGAAGCUCAUCACCCUGCGGGACGAGAUCUCCAUCGACCUCUACGAGCUGGAGGAGGAGUAUUACUCGUCCAGCUCCAGUCUUUGCGAAGCUAAUGAUCUGCCUCUGUGCGAAGCUUACUGGAGGCUGGACCUCGACACAGACACUGCUGAUGGCCUUGCGGCCCCUCUGCUGGCGUCCCCGGAGCCCAGCGCUGGCCCCCUGCAGGCCACCGCCCCUGCCCACUCCCAUGCUAGCGGCCCCGACCCCACAGAGCAUGCCUGAGCCUCUCUAGCUUCCUCCUAGGAUCUUGGGAACAAAAUUUGGUGCUCCCUCCUUCCACCACAGCCUCACUCCUCUCAGCCUUAGCUCCCGCUUGGGGAGCCUCUCUGGCCUCCUUGGCAACCUCGUCGGCCCAGGGACAGCUCACCCAGGAGUGUGGAGAUAAACCAUUUCCAGGGUGGCCCACUCUUCCUAGUCACCUCUGUUCACUACCUUCCCGGCGCUGGGUGGAAGGCAGUUUCCAGAGCAGUCUGGCCUGCUGAGACCCUAACAGCAGGCAGAGAGGAUGCCUAAUGCUGGGAGACCUGACUUGAGCCUGCUGUCUAAAGUGGGGAGGGGGGCUCUGGGUGGACAGUACUGGCCAAAUCCAGACCAGGCCUCCUGUGUAGAGCCACCAGAGGGUCCCUGCAGGGCUGGGGUUGGGGCGCUGUGGUUCUCACAGAAGUCUGACAGGCAGGGGUCCUUCCUGGUUCAGCUGCAUACACAUUCUGUUUUGUUCUGUAAAAGACUGUUGAAUAAAAAUAGCUCUGCCCUUUU
Messenger RNA from Miniopterus natalensis, 1313 nucleotides. RefSeq names its product mediator complex subunit 22 (gene MED22). Lineage: Eukaryota; Metazoa; Chordata; Mammalia; Chiroptera; Miniopteridae. Gene Ontology annotation, biological process: regulation of transcription by RNA polymerase II. The record is from RefSeq and is a predicted model, not a curated record. Gene Ontology annotation, cellular component: mediator complex. Gene Ontology annotation, molecular function: transcription coregulator activity.